This is a messenger RNA of Physella acuta, 2569 nucleotides long. RefSeq names its product protein rolling stone-like. Gene Ontology annotation, cellular component: membrane. Lineage: Eukaryota; Metazoa; Mollusca; Gastropoda; Physidae. The record is from RefSeq and is a predicted model, not a curated record.
CUUUGUAUCUGUGUUGUUUUUUUAAUCAAUUAUUUUCUUCGCUGUUGUGAGCUGUUAUCAGCGCGUCUAGUGCCGCGGUUGUGAAGAAAAUCAUUGAUGCUGGAUAGAAGGAAUGGGAUUUGUUGUCAUUAGCUCACACGGGAGGGAGAAUAAGAUUUGCUGUCGUUAGCUUAUGCUAGACCAAGGAUAAGAUAAGAUUUGCUGUCGUUAGUUUAUUCUAGACCAAGGAUAAGAUUUGCUGUCAUGAGUUUAUUCUAGGCCAAGGAUAAGAUUUGCUGUCGUUAGUUUAUUUUAGACCAAGGACAAUAUAAAAUUUGCUGUCAUUUGUUUCUUCUAAACUAAGGAUAAGAUCUGCUGUCAUUAGUUUAUGCUAGAUCAAGGAUAAUAUUUGUUGUCAUCAGUUUAUUCUAGACCACGGAUAAGAUAAAUUUGCUGUCAUUAGUUUAUUUUAGACCAAGGACAAUAUAAAAUUUGCUGUCAUUUGUUUCUUCUAAACUAAGGAUAAGAUCUGCUGUCAUUAGUUUAUUUUAGAACAAGGAUACGUUAAGCUGUCAUUAGUUUCUUAUAGACCAAGAAUAAGAUAAGAUUUCUUGUCAAUUGUGAUUACUUUAUUUUAGACCAAGGAUACGAUUUGCUGUCGUUUGUUAAUUCUAGAAUAAGGAUAAGAUAAAAUUUGCUGUCAUUAGCAAAGCGGAUGUCUUGUAGGCCAGUGCUACAGAAAUUCUUUCAGAUUUGUUUCUAUAUUGCUACACAAACGAAACAAAAAACCAACAGUACAUACGAGAGUCAAGGGACGUAGCAAUAGGAAUGGUUGAUUGAAUGGAGUUGUCGGUUCAUUGUUCGCUCAAACAACCCACCUGUACAUCAGCACGGAGCACCACGAUCAAGCCACGACAAAACUCAGUAGGUGCAGGUCUAAAGGUUCCAUGCUGACAUCAAAGUCAGGUACAGUGUGCCGUAUAGGCAGACAGUAGUUGCAACAACACGAAGGACAACUUCGACAGGCCGUAGUUAGAUAAACAGGAAGGACAACUCCGGCGAUGUGUGGGCUGAUCAAAGAGCAGUUUCGUUUGAACAACUUCACAUUCCGGCAUGACGAACCCUACAGAUUUGUCACGCCCGAGUGGAAGAAAAUACCUCAGAUUGUUUUUCUCAUGUGGAGAGUGUGUUGGGUCAUCUGGCAUGUGGUGUGGUUAGUGCUCAGCAUUGAUGAUGAGGGUAAUGAAAAAUGGUUGAUCUAUUUGACGAAUAUUUCCUACCUUAUGUUGGUGGUUCAGAGUGUUGUGUAUGCUAUUGUGGUCAUUGUACACACCUCCAAGGGAACAUUACAUCCGAAAAACUUCGAAACAAAGACUCCGUGGUAUCUACAGUUAAACUGGUUCUUAACAACUCUGUCUUUUGACACAGCCGUGGUGGUGACCAUACUCUACUGGACAUUGGUCUAUACAGGAAGACUGGGACCCUUGUCCAUGGUCACACAUGCCAUCAACUCUGUCUACGUCAUCAGUGACAUCAUCAUUUACGCAAUUCCGGUGAGGAUCUUCCAUGUGGUUUACGUCGCCUUGUACGCCCUGCUUUACGCCAUAUUUAGUGUCAUCUAUUACGUUUGUAAAGGAACAAAUACAAAGUCCCUCCCAUACAUCUACAAGGCAUUGGAUUGGUCCAACACCCUACCGACUUUGGGUCUAGUCGCGGCGGUCAUCUUUGUGGCGAUCCCUUUGAUUCAUCUGUUCCAGUUCGCCUUGUACACAUUGCGUACGUACGUACACGGCAGGUGUGAAGCUGAACGGUCCGUGGCACCUGUGAGUAUAAAGGAGAAUCCCGAUCCGGCGCAUACGGAAAUUGAAGUUACAACAGAAACGGAAAUGGCAGUACAGUAAGAAACAGAAGUGGUCGAGACAGCAGAAAAUGAAAGUGAAGUUAAAUUUAAAUAAGAAACAGAAGAGGUCGUCACAUCAGAAAAUGAAGGGGAUGUUAAGUAAGGAACGGAAGAGAUUGCGAAAUGAAAGGGAAGUUAAAUAAGAAACGGAAGUGGUCAUUACAUCAUAAACUAAAAAUGAAACUAAGUCUCAAACAUAAGUGGUCGUUGAUUCAGAAAUUGAAAAGGCAGUUCCUCGAGGAACAGAAAUAGAAGUAACAUCUGAGAACAGAGAAAUUCCAUCCAGUGGAGAACAAAAAUAGUACUAAGAGGAAUUUAAUACUUGACAAUACGUUUACGUUGUUAUUUUACACUUGUUUAAUGUGAUUGCGAUUUAAUUAGUAUGCAGAUUAGAAGCUUAGGGAUGAAGUGUUUCUUCUGAAGCUUAUGGUUAGGUAAACUUUUAAGACACGGAUUAGUGCGUUUGGCCAAGAAUAAUUUAAUAGUUAAAAUUAGAAUUAAUGUGAUACAUUAUUAAGUUAUAGGAUUAAUUAAUAUACUGGGCGAACUUUGUCCGACCAACUCUAUAUAAUACAGCGAAAAGCAAAUUUAUGUUAUUUUAAAUGUAUACUGAACGUUCAUCAGCUCAAAUAGUAUUCUUUAGACCAAACGAAAUACAAAUAGGUAUAAAUAAAUUAAAUGUAUAUAAUU